This is a messenger RNA of Triticum turgidum subsp. durum (durum wheat), 1410 nucleotides long. The record is from the annotation of a GenBank genome assembly. Lineage: Eukaryota; Viridiplantae; Streptophyta; Magnoliopsida; Poales; Poaceae.
AUGGCGACGGCAGGGAAUUCGAAGGCACCGAGUGGCGAGAAUCCGUCCUUAGGCGGGGAGCUCUAUCAGGCUGCAAUCUCUCUGCAUAAGAGUAUCAGCCGGAUCGGGGCCAAGGGGGACAUGAUGUUCGAGAUUGGUCGUCUUGACGCCGCGCAUCGCGUAACUCUGUUUGAGUUGAGAUCGGAGAUGUUCGAGCUGUCGGAAAAGAUCAGGCGCGUGAUGCCCGACGCCUUUCGUAUUGAAGCUAAAGUAUUUGAAGCCGAACAGACCCGCAAGGAGGCAGCGGCAGUGCUAACCUUGGGCUUCAGGCUACAGUUCUUCUCCAAGGAGAUCCAUGAAUUGUGGCAACAGAUGUGCAAAUUGCAGAGCUUGUUCUCGCCAGAGAACAAAGAUGUCAUGAGAACAAUGAUCGUUUUGAAGAAUGAGUACCUGCCCCGUAUCUGCAAGUUGCAGUGGAUUGCUAAACGUAUCAGCAUGCUGCAGCAGGUGGACCUGGAUUUUGAUUCCAAGGUGAAAUUGAUGAUGAUACAGUUGAAAUCUGAAUCUUUCUUAUCAGCUAUGGAGGAGGUGGAGAGGGAACACAUAUGCAAAUCUUCCAUGGAGGAGGAGGAGAGGAGGUUUGCUGCCUACCGUAUGAACUGGGACCGUAUAUGGGGGCACCACAAGAACUUCGAAAACCAGAUGGAGGUGUAUGGAGUGGUAGCAGCCCGAGAUACUGCGGACCGUCAUCGCAACCCUAUAUUCCUUCACAGAAGUAACUACUGCCAAAAACUGGAAGAAAAUGAUUCCUUUUUGUGCCUGGAUGGCCCGGUUCGUGCGAUUGUGUCCAUGGGCACUGUGUACUUUGAAAUUCAACUAAAAGUAAAGGGUGCAUCAGAAUCUGAAGAUAAAGCAUUGAUCAGUACUUAUUUCUUCUACAAUGGUGACAGUUCCGGCGGGCAUGUGGCUAAGAACGACUUCUGCACAGUGGAGUUUUGCUGGGAGCAACUUCGGCAGUCAGUGCAGGCUACUAUCCUGAGUGUGCUUGUUACAUCUGUAGAUGGAAAAUUGCCUUUUCCGCAUGGUGGCAGAGUUGUUUGCUCUUCACAACCUCAGGAUGGUAAUGAAGAUAUUGCUGGGCUCUCAUCCAGGCAAGUUGUGUUGGUUGAUUCAGAAGGUGGAAGAAUGCCAAUUGCUGAACAUGGCUAUCUUGAGCUGUCAAGAGAAGUAGUUUCUGUGGAAUUGAAUGGAAAGUUAAAAGUCCUUAUAGAGGCCUAUUCGACAACACAAUCUGCUGAGAGUGCUCAAGUCAUCUUAAUCACACCAAAAAAAUCCAACAUAACUAAAGUUGCAUGUAGCCUAUAUGCUGGUGGCCCUAAGGUGGAGAUUACUGUUGCUUGGUCCCUCAUUCCGUCGAAGAUGCUUAGUUGA